AUGGAUCAUCCUAAUAUAACUUACGCUAACUUGACUGCGAACGGGACUGCAUUAGUCCUUAUUCCACCUCCAGAACUCGCUCAAAGAUUGAACCAGUUUCGUCUUGUUCAUGACAAAUCGGCACCGCGUUGGACAGCGCACAUCACUCUACACUUUUCUUUUGUCGAAGUGCCUCAUUUUACAGAAGUAGUCGAUGCCAUUGAAAAAGAAAUCUCACAACUUGAACCAUUUUCCCUCAAGUUUGACGGUGUCGGGCAUUUUGCCCUUCAAGGAUACGAGACCGUGCAUCUCAGCGUCUCUGACGACGCGAACAUCCGACAACUAUGGGCUGUCGUUGCGAAGGCCUUGAACUACACAGGCCGACCUUUGACACCCCAUUUGACUAUUGGCCAGGCGCCGCAUAAUGAUCCAGCAGCUUUAUCUUUUCUUCACCGCAAAGCUCAAAAGAUCUUGGAAUCCGUCAGCUCGUUUGAAUGGCCCGUCCGAAGCGUCUUAUUCUUGAAGAAGGAUGAGAAUGACGGAGGCACUAUGAAACGCUGCCAUGAGCUCUAUAUUGCUAGAGAAUCGCGAUCUAGCUAUGUGCUCCCGCCGUGGUUUCCGACCGUUCACCAUGACAAUACCUCUUGGAAAUUCUGUGAUCAGUCGAUGGAUAAGGGAGUGCUGCCUUCCACGCUCUCAAUCGCCACUUACAACAUCCUCCAUGACGAUCGCUUCCCUAUUCCAAAUCGCUUGCCCUAUAUCAUACAAGCGAUUCUUUCUUCCAAUGCAGAUAUCAUAUGCCUCCAGGAAGUCACAGAUGAAUCUCUUCCCGUCAUCCUUUCCUCGACAUCCAUUCAUUCUCGCUUCAAAUAUUCCAGCCGUCAUCCCGACGUUAUCCUGGAAAAUGAACGAAAUAUCCUCAUACUUUCCCGAUAUCCCUUUUCUUGGUAUAAACUCGACAUCGGCGGCAAACACAAGCCCGCGUUCAUUGCGACUUUCAUCAACCCUUUUGGGUGGAAGAAUUCAAAGUUUGUACUGGCCGCCACGCAUUUAAGUCGAGCUAGUCCUUACAUGGAGCAGAAAACUGCGGAGAUGGAGGCUUUGAUAAAACAUCUACAUGGCACUCAUCUUGAUGCAGACUGGGUCAUCGCCGGUGAUAUAAACUGGCCUGAAAAUUUUGGUGCUACCCCUGCUGAGGAAUUGUUUGAAGAUUGUGGUCUCGUCAUCCCUAAUGGACCCUCCUUUGAUCCUUCGACUAAUCCACUAGCAGCUGCGACUAUGCAGACGAGCCCCCAUUCACAGCGGUACGAUAGGGUUUACGUUAAGAGAAUCGGGGGAUGGGCCCUCCAGAACACACAAUUAUUCGGGAAUGGGGACAGUCCGCCCAGCGAUCAUUAUGGUUUGUCAGUGGGUUUUCAGUGUCGCGUCGUUCCCACAAAGAUCGCUGUAGAAUCCGAUGUGGGGCUGGGAGCUGAGUCACAUCCCAUAACACUUCUGUCUCCUACUGGCAAGUUGACUACAACAGAGCUGGUCGAACUUACCCGAGCACAGUCCUGGCUACCUUCCGCCGAACAGGAACGAAAAAUGUCUAUUGUGAUUGAGACGCUACGUUCCUUUAUCUGUCCCUCAUCUGAGUUUCCUACAACCAGCACUGGUCAUGUCCAGAUUCGGAUUGAAUGUGUUGGAAGCUAUGCUUUGGGCGUCCAUACAUCUGCUUCCGAUGUUGACUGUUUGGCCGUUGGUAAUGUCUCCUCGUCGACUUUUUGGGCCCUGAUGAAGCAUAAAUUACGACGGAAUGCCAAAGCGUUGGAGAAUGGGUAUGGUUUGGACGUCAGGCUAAGGAGAUUUGUGAAGGAUGCUGUUGUGCAGAUGAUGAAUCUUGAGGUUGAAGGGACAAAGGUUGACUUGCAAUAUUGCCCUGCGAGGGGCUUAGUGGGAGAAGAGUGGGGAAACAUCCAGUCUCUUCCUUCAGACUCCCCAUUAUUUCUCCUCCCCCAUUCAAAGACGUUCUCACCAUACUCAAAUUCCUUCAACCCCCCCUCUCUCCUCUCCGCAUUCCGUACCGCCCACCGCGCCAUUAAAUUGUAUCUUGUCGCUCAGGGUCUUUUCGGUUCGCGCUUUGGUUUCCUGGGAGGCUUUCAUCUCACAAUCUUACUGAGUCGUGUUACACUAACCCUGGUUUCCUCCGGUGGUUCAGAGGAGCUGGAGUCGCAUCAUCUCGUGCGUCAAUUUUUUCUCACAUAUCGCCAUUGGAAUUGGGAGCGGGACGCAGUGUCCGCUAUACCUUACCGGGAAUUGGGUCCCGCCACUGGGGUAAGCCGCCGUUCAUCGACGAAGGCCGCUAUGGUCGUCCUUUCUAUUGAGCGUCCGACAUCUAAUUUAACGUCCAAUGCAAGUCGAAAUUCAGUGGAUGUCAUGCGGAGGGCGUUUGAGAAGGCGGAUAAGAUGUUGGAAGAAUGUCGAAAUUGGGUGGAAGUGUGUGGGUUAGAACCAGAAGGGGAAGCACCGUAUCAAGUUUUCCUCAAGCAGCAUAAGGUGUUCAUUAAACUGGACAUACAUUUCUGGGGAGGAAGUAAUCUGAAAGGGAGAGCAAUCAUUGGAUGGCUGGAGAGUCGGAUCGUCAGUCUUCUGGUGCACCUAUACACAGCGGUCCCAAGUAUCAGUGUUCGCUUUUGGCCGGUGCGCUUUGCGGACACUGAAACAAUCGAUUCAACGGACGAUGCGCGCAAUCUCCAUGGGUUUUAUCUAUUCGGUCUUUCUCCCUUUUCUUCCGCGUCACCCUCAAAGUUGCAGGAAAUAGAGCUCGCAGCUCUCACUCAGUGUAUCCGUUCUUUCGAGGCUGAUUUGCAAAGCAACGUCAAAUACUACGAUUCUCAAACAACGUUCAUUUCAUUGGGGAUCAUGACGCAGAAAUCGUUGAAAAAGGAAACCGGUUUGACGAAUAUCAUCCCGGAUUCGUUUACUUGGUCGGACAACGGCUUCGAUCCUGUGGACGACGAUGAAGAGAAUAUUGAAGAAAAGGAUGACGAAUUUGACAUUCCUGGUCCUGAACAAUCAAUGAUAUCUGCCUCGCAGCGCAAGAAAGCCUUAGCAGCCUCCACAAGAAACAAGGCUACGUUGUAUACCCCAACUCCAGGCAAACUACGAACGAGUGCAGACGUGAUGAAUAGGCUAUUGUGGGACCCCGUUUUGGGGAAGAAAGAAUAUAUUGUUGGGUAUGAAGAUCGGUUUUUGGGUAUUCAGGAGCUAAAGUUGAGAGACUGGGUGAUGAAGGAGGUCGAACAUGAAUCAUUUAUCCCUCAGCAUCGAAUCGUGUAUUUCAAGCACCUCACAAACGGAGAAAUAGUUUGGGAUAAGAGGAAAAAGAUUGAUAUGGUGUUUGGAAGCGGGUUGGGUUCAGGAUGAAUCAGUCCGAUGUUGUUUUUAGAAGCGCUUGGUUAUAUGAAGCAACUGAAGGAAAAGACAAGGCGAUCUGA
Molecule: messenger RNA, 3455 nt
Organism: Lentinula edodes (shiitake mushroom)
Lineage: Eukaryota; Fungi; Basidiomycota; Agaricomycetes; Agaricales; Omphalotaceae
Product: 2'-5' RNA ligase superfamily-domain-containing protein
Exons: 6
Coding region: 1-3384 (1127 amino acids)
Cellular component (GO): nucleus
Molecular function (GO): poly(A) RNA polymerase activity; RNA binding
Source: RefSeq, a predicted model, not a curated record